GGCCCUGAGCUGGGGGAACGCCGCGGCCCUCCUCCUCCUCCCUCGGUCAUCGGGGUUCUUCCGCUCCCCCGGGCGCAGCCCUGCAGGCGGGAGGCCGGAUCUCCGGGGCCGGGGUGGGCCUGCCGACCGGCUCGCGGCCUCUGCCGCCCCCUCCUGGGCGAGGCGGCAUCGGGGCGCUCCCAGUGCCCUUCCGUCUAGGCCCCGGCGGCUCCUCCCGGGGGACAACUCCGCCUUUUACUAAUUUGUCCUCUCGCGGAGCUGGGUGAAGGUGGCGGAGAGGAUGGCGGAGGAAAUCAUCACGCCGGUGUACUGCACAGGGGUGUCUGCACAAGUGCAGAAGCAGCGGGCCAAGGAGCUGGGUCUUGGCCGCCAUGAAAACGCCAUCAAGUACAUGGGCCAGGAUUAUGAGCAGCUGCGGGCUCAUUGCCUGCAGAGUGGGGUCCUCUUUCGUGAUGAGGCCUUCCCCCCGGUGCCCCAGAGCCUGGGCUACAAGGACCUGGGCCCCAACUCCUCCAAAACCUAUGGCAUCAAGUGGAAGCGCCCCACGGAGCUGCUCUCAAACCCUCAGUUCAUUGUGGAUGGAGCCACCCGAACAGACAUCUGCCAGGGAGCACUGGGGGACUGUUGGCUCCUGGCUGCCAUUGCCUCCCUCACCCUCAAUGACACGCUUCUGCAUCGAGUGGUCCCACACGGCCAAAGCUUCCAGAAUGGCUAUGCUGGCAUCUUUCAUUUCCAGCUGUGGCAGUUUGGGGAAUGGGUAGAUGUGGUCGUGGAUGACCUGCUGCCCAUCAAGGACGGGAAGCUGGUGUUCGUGCACUCCGCCCAAGGCAAUGAGUUCUGGAGCGCCCUGCUUGAGAAGGCCUAUGCCAAGGUGAAUGGCAGCUACGAGGCCCUCUCCGGGGGCAGCACUUCCGAGGGCUUUGAGGACUUCACAGGCGGGGUCACCGAGUGGUAUGAGCUGCGCAAGGCACCCAGCGACCUCUACCAGAUCAUCCUCAAGGCGCUAGAGCGAGGUUCCCUCCUGGGCUGCUCCAUCGACAUCACCAGUGUCCUGGACAUGGAAGCCAUCACCUUCAAGAAGCUGGUGAAGGGCCACGCCUACUCUGUGACAGGGGCCAAGCAGGUGAACUACCAGGGCCAGAUGGUGAGCCUGAUCCGGAUGCGGAAUCCCUGGGGCGAGGUGGAGUGGACGGGCGCCUGGAGCGACGGCUCCUCGGAGUGGAACAACGUGGACCCUUACGAACGGGAGCAGCUCCGGAUCAAGAUGGAGGAUGGGGAGUUCUGGAUGUCCUUCCGUGACUUCUUGCGUGAAUUCUCCCGCCUGGAGAUCUGCAACCUGACGCCCGACGCGCUCAAGAGCCGGUCGAUCCGCAAAUGGAACACCACGCUCUACGAGGGCACCUGGCGGCGGGGGAGCACCGCGGGCGGCUGCCGGAACUACCCAGCCACCUUCUGGGUCAAUCCCCAGUUCAAGAUCCGGCUGGAGGAGACGGACGAUGCCGACGAAGACUACUACGGGGGUCGCGAGUCAGGCUGCAGCUUCGUGCUAGCCCUCAUGCAGAAGCACCGCCGCCGUGAGCGCCGCUUUGGCCGCGACAUGGAGACCAUUGGCUUCGCAGUCUACGAGGUUCCUCCGGAGCUGGUGGGCCAGCCGGCCGUGCACCUGAAGCGGGACUUCUUCCUGGCCAACUCGUCGAGGGCACGCUCGGAGCAGUUCAUCAACCUGCGGGAGGUCAGCACCCGCUUCCGCCUGCCGCCCGGGGAGUACGUGGUGGUGCCCUCCACCUUCGAGCCCAACAAGGAGGGCGACUUCGUGCUGCGCUUCUUCUCGGAGAAGAAGGCGGGUACUGAGGAGCUGGACGACCAGAUCCAGGCCAAUCUCCCUGAUGAGCAAGUACUCUCAGAAGAGGAGAUUGAUGAGAACUUCAAAGCCCUCUUCAGGCAGCUGGCAGGGGAGGACAUGGAGAUCAGCGUCAAGGAGCUGCGGACCAUCCUCAACCGGAUCAUCAGCAAACACAAAGACCUGCGGACGAAGGGCUUCAGCCUGGAGUCAUGCCGUAGCAUGGUGAACCUCAUGGACCGGGACGGCAACGGGAAGCUGGGCCUGGUGGAGUUCAACAUCCUGUGGAACCGCAUCCGGAAUUACCUGGCCAUCUUCCGGAAGUUUGACUUGGACAAAUCGGGCAGCAUGAGUGCCUACGAGAUGCGGAUGGCCAUUGAGUCUGCGGGCUUCAAGCUCAACAAGAAGCUGUAUGAACUCAUUAUCACCCGCUACUCGGAGCCCGACCUGGCGGUGGACUUUGACAACUUCGUGUGCUGCCUGGUGCGACUGGAGACCAUGUUCCGGUUUUUCAAAACUCUGGACACAGAUCUGGACGGAGUCGUGACCUUUGACUUGUUUAAGUGGUUACAGCUGACCAUGUUUGCCUGAGGCCAGGGCUCGGGUCCCCUGGUCCCGCUCCUCUCCCUCGUCUGCCAAGCCAUGCCUUCCCGCCAUGCCGCACCGGCCACACCAGCUGCAAGUGCCUUCCUCGGAGCAGGAGGCGGCCUUGGCCUCCUGUCCCCUCACCUCCCAGCUGCCGCGGUCCCUCUGCUCUGCGUGGAGCCGUGUGGCCUUCCCUGCCCGACGCCAAGCGAGGAAGGCCGCUUUCGCUUGUUCCUGCCUCAGGAUGGGGCUCCCGGGGCAGCUGACAGCCCCAGGCCUCCGAGCACCCUGAUGUGCUCUGCCCUCUCACUCCGGCCUGAGGGCACCCACCCGGCCUGCACACCGGGCCUCCCCUGCAGACUUUAAACCAUAACCACUAACUCUGCACUGUCUGCGGUCUAGAUGUGCAGAGCCCUUCCCA
This is a messenger RNA of Suricata suricatta (meerkat), 2846 nucleotides long. It is a transcript of the gene CAPN1, whose product is annotated as calpain 1. Gene Ontology annotation, cellular component: cytoplasm. The record is from RefSeq and is a predicted model, not a curated record. Gene Ontology annotation, biological process: proteolysis. The transcript has 23 exons. NCBI's taxonomy places the organism in Eukaryota, Metazoa, Chordata, Mammalia, Carnivora, Herpestidae. Gene Ontology annotation, molecular function: calcium ion binding; calcium-dependent cysteine-type endopeptidase activity. The coding region runs from base 281 to 2431 and encodes 716 amino acids.